Molecule: messenger RNA, 1415 nt
Organism: Amphiprion ocellaris (clown anemonefish)
Lineage: Eukaryota; Metazoa; Chordata; Actinopteri; Pomacentridae
Product: homeobox protein EMX1-like
Exons: 2
Coding region: 13-444 (143 amino acids)
Biological process (GO): regulation of DNA-templated transcription; central nervous system development; brain development
Molecular function (GO): DNA-binding transcription factor activity, RNA polymerase II-specific; DNA binding
Source: RefSeq, a predicted model, not a curated record
ACUGAUGGAUUGAUGAUGGAAAUAACUGCCCGCUGCAGCCCUGUUCAACACAUGUUGACGACUUUGUUGACUGCUUGUUUGUUUGCAGGGGAAGACAGCAGCCCAGAGAACCUGCUGCUUCACGGUCCGUUCUCCAGGAAACCCAAACGGAUCCGGACGGCAUUCUCGCCCUCCCAGCUGCUGCGACUGGAGCGAGCCUUCGAGAAGAACCACUACGUAGUCGGAGCCGAGAGGAAGCAGCUGGCCAGCGGCCUGUGUCUGACCGAGACGCAGGUCAAGGUUUGGUUCCAGAACCGCCGGACGAAGCACAAGCGCCAGAAGCUGGAGGAAGAGUCGCCCGAAGCUCAGCAGAAGAGGAAGGGAAGCCAACACGUUAGUCGCUGGAGAGCAGCGACGCAGCAGCAGGCCAGCGGUGAGGACGUGGACAUCAUCAGCGAGGACUAAAGGAAGACGAGGACGCCGCCCAGCCGCCACACAACACUGCACUGUCACAAACACACACAACAACCACCAUGAAGUCAAAGUCAGAGCUGCGUUCAGGCGCCUUUUACAUGUUCAAAACAAGAAAAAGAUGCACCACAGCAGCUUCGCAAAUGUUAGCAGCAGAACCAAAUCUGUCAUCAAAUCUGAGGCAGAUUUUUUUUGAUACUCAUCAAGAAGUAAAGUUUACUUUUAAUGCAAUGUUUUACUGAAAGUAGAACUGCAGAAUUUCUUUAAAACAAAGUCAAACUGAAAGAUCUAGACAUUUAUCUGGCUCUAAAAGAGACAAUAAUUUCUAGUCAUAUAAUUAAUUUUUCAUUAAACACAACCUGGAUAAGCAGCAGAAGAGAUGCACAAAAAAGUUAGCAAAUAAAAACAGCCGACAGAUUUAACAUCUCCUGGUAAAGUCACAUAAAAAAUAUCAAAUUUGAGGCUUUAAUACUUUUUAAAGGGCAUUUUCUGGAGGAAACUGACAUCAGAACUUGCAGAAAACCUGAAAACACAAACAGAACGCUCAAAAACACCAACAAGACGCUAACAAGCACCAAAACAAUGCUCAAAAACACCAACUAGAGAUUCAGAAACACCAACAAAACACGAACAAACACCAACACGAUGCUAACUAACAUCUACACGACGCUCACAAACACCAACAAGACGAUAACAAAGACCACCACAAUGCUAACAAAGACCACCACGACGCUCACAAACAUCUACACAACACUAACAAACACCAACAUUAUGCUCAAAAACACCAACAAGACGUUAACUAACACCAAUAAGACGCCAACAAACUCCAACACAACUCUCAAAAAUAUUAACAUAACGCUAACGAACACCAACAGAACACUCACAAACACCAAUGCGAUGCUAAAAAACACCAACACAACACUAGCAAACUCUAACACGAUGCUAACAAACUCCAACACAACGCU